AUGACGACCAGCUACCCCAGUCUGCGUAAAGGUCGUUUCUGGAUCACACCCGACCCGUACCACAACGACGACAACAUCCAGAUCGGCCGGGAGGUGAAGAUCAGCUGCCAGGUGGAGGCCACGCCCCCUGAGGAGCUGCAGUUCAGCUGGCUGAAGAACGGGCGUCCGCUGAGGAGCUCCGAGCGAAUGGUCAUCACCCACACGGACACCGAGGUCUCGCCUGGAACCACCAACCUCGACAUCAUCGACCUCAAGUUCACCGACUUCGGCACCUACACCUGCGUGGCCUCGCUGAGGAACGGAGGGAGCCCGGAGAUCAGCAUUGACGUCAACAUCUCAUCCACCACUGUUCCUCCAGAGCUGAGCGUCCCCAGAGGGCGCUCUCACCUCAUCGCUCAGGAGGGCGACACCGUGGACCUGCAGUGUCUGGUCUCAGGGAAACCCAAACCCAUCAUCCUGUGGUCGAGGGUGGAGGAGAGUGGGGCGGCGGCGGCAGCAGCAGCGACUGCGCCUCUGAUGCCGGACGGGUCGGAACAGAUCGAGAGCUACGACGGCGUCCUGAGGAUCAGCAACGUGACCCGAGACAUGAGCGGCUCGUAUCGCUGCCAGACGAGUCAGUACAAUGGGUUCAACGUGAAGCCACGAGAGGCACUCAUCCAGCUGGUGGUGCAGUGUGGGUAA
Molecule: messenger RNA, 681 nt
Organism: Labrus bergylta (ballan wrasse)
Lineage: Eukaryota; Metazoa; Chordata; Actinopteri; Labriformes; Labridae
Source: RefSeq, a predicted model, not a curated record